CUUCCCCAUUUCAUACUGCUUCCGGAGUUCAAAAGCCCUCCAACAGAGCACACGGAACAAAACACUACGCGAGGUUGCCAUGACAGCGGAGGAGAAGUUUAAAGCUGUGUUUUCUCCGACUGACGAAGAAGUUGCAAAGUGGAUGGACUGCGCUUUCGAAAUGGCAAAAGAGGCGUUGAACAAUGGAGAAGUUCCAGUGGGGUGUUUGCUGGUCUACAAGGACAAAGUGGUCGGGAAAGGACGGAAUGAAGUCAACGAAACGAAGAAUGCCACCAGGCAUGCAGAAAUGGUGGCCCUGGACCAACUCCUGGAUUGGUGUCGCCUUGGCAACCAGGAUGCUAGGAGUGUGUGUGAGCAAACGGUUUUGUAUGUCACCGUGGAGCCCUGCAUCAUGUGCGCCGCUGCGCUCCGCCUUAUGAACAUUCCAUUGGUGGCGUAUGGCUGCGGGAACGAGCGCUUCGGAGGCUGCGGCUCCGUCUUGGAUGUCUCUUCGGCUGAGCUGACUCGCACGGGAAAUUCCUACAAGUGUGUCAUGGGCCACAGAGCGAACGAAGCCGUGGAGAUGCUGAAGACGUUUUACAAGCAGGAGAAUCCCAACGCACCCAAACUCCAAACCAGGAAGGAGUGAGACAGAUUUUGUUUGAAUGUUUUGUAUUUGUUUUCUGUUGUUAUUUUGAAUACAGUCUAAGCUAGGCGUGGCAAAGUCUCCCGCCAUUACACCUGAUUCAAGUGAUGAGCUCAUCAGCAAACUUUGCAGAAGCCUGAUAACGAUCCUGAUCAUUUCAUUCUGGUGUGUUGGAGGAGAGAAAACGUGGAGGAUAGCGGCGAGGACCGGAGUCGCCCACCAUGGUCUACUCUAAACUACCAAGUGGCAUGUUUGAAAAAGAGUCACUUCAAAUAGCCUGCCAGCAGGGGGCGCAGCCGAUGAACUGACAACUUUGUACUACUGAAUUUGCAAUUUUGACUGCAUCUUACAAGCAUUACAUUGCUUGUCACAACCUUCCCUUCACACUUAACAGGAAAAUGGUAGCGCCAAACGCACUUCUACUCAUGAGCAUGCAAAUAUAUGCAAAUGUAGGGGGGGUAUUUGAGCGUUUGGAUGUCACCGCAGAGGAAGAGAAGAUGGCUGAAGAAGAGAAAGCACACACUUGUCAGAUUUCAAAACGAGCAUCGUCGAAUAGGAGACGUCACUUUUUGGAAAAGUGAGACGACAGCACCCGUGAAAAUGAACAACACAUUUCUUUUUUUUUAAGACAGUAAAGAGUUGCGUUGAUGUCAUUCUAACGUCCCUAAUGAAGUGUCUGGUGAGCGUGAAAGGACAGAAAGGACAAAGAGCAACUUUGUGGAUUUAUUGUUUAUUAAGUUAAACAUUCAAACCUGAUCCAAUAAAUAUGCUUUAUAUGCA
Messenger RNA from Hippocampus comes (tiger tail seahorse), 1405 nucleotides. It is a transcript of the gene adat2, whose product is annotated as adenosine deaminase tRNA specific 2. NCBI's taxonomy places the organism in Eukaryota, Metazoa, Chordata, Actinopteri, Syngnathiformes, Syngnathidae. Bases 80 to 628 code for a protein of 182 amino acids. Gene Ontology annotation, molecular function: zinc ion binding; tRNA-specific adenosine-34 deaminase activity. The record is from RefSeq and is a predicted model, not a curated record. Gene Ontology annotation, biological process: tRNA wobble adenosine to inosine editing. The transcript is spliced from 7 exons. Gene Ontology annotation, cellular component: cytoplasm; nucleus.